GUUUGAGUUGUGGAGCCUCUGCCGGUGCUUCUUCUACUGCUACUGCUUCGCAACUUUGCAUGCACAUCUGUAAGGCUGAGUGUCCAGUCAGUGGGUGCUAUUGCAUAACAUGCUUUUCAGCUUCAUUGUGCUGUUUGUCCCUCCUUUACUCCUGCUGUCUUUGGAGCUGACCCCAUCUAGAGCUUACUUAAACACUGAAGACGAUGACCUGCAUCAGGUGGUCCCAUAUGUUUUAAAAAGAGAAGAAGUUCCUCAGAAACUGUUAACAGGGUCCUUCUUUACAGACAGCACCAGGCACCGGAGACCGCGCUCCUUGUCUGAGGCAGCAGGCCAGCAGAAUAAUGCUGUUCAGGAACAAGAGGCUGAACUGUUUCUUUGGCUGCCUGCCUUUGGGAAGGAUCUGUAUCUACACCUUCAGCGAGAUGCAGGAUUUCUUGCGAACAGCUUCGUUGUUGAGGAGCGGGGAAGUGGCAGCAGUAGCCCGAGCUGGGGCUCCACACCUUCAGAUCAGCUGUGUUUUUACAGAGGACAUGUCCUUUCCCACAACAACUCAUUCGCAUCUGUCAGCACCUGCAGGGGACUGAUUGGCUUUAUCCAAACUGAUGAAGAUCACAUGUUCAUAGAACCAGUAAACAUAUCUCAGGGUACAUUUCAUGGACAGGAACACAAGGUUAUUAGGCAAAAGCGAUCAUCAGAAGAAAGGCCACAAGUCAUUUCUAAAGCACCCAUUGAACACUGUGAGGUGGUUUCAGGCAAAAAGAGUCAGAAAAAUACAAAUACUACAGAAGAUCAUCGAGGAAGAAGAAAUGCCAUUCAUGUAACCAAUGAUUAUACCAUUGAAACACUGAUUGUGGCUGAUGCAGACAUGGUUCAAUAUCACGGAGCAGAGGCUGCAAAAAGAUUCCUUCUCACAGUAAUGAACAUGGUGUACAACAUGUUUCAGCAUCCCACUCUAGGAGUCAAAAUUAACAUCCGAGUGACCAAGCUUGUCCUGCUUCACAAUCGUCCAGAGAAACUUUCUAUCACACACCAUGGAGAGAGAUCUCUGCAGAGCUUCUGUCACUGGCAGCAUGAAGAGUAUGGAGGUGGAAAAUAUCUUGGAAAUAACCAGGUCCCCGGAGGGAAGGAUGAUGCUACCCCUGUGGAUACUGCUGUCUUUGUUACCAGGACAGAUUUCUGUGUACAUAAGGAUGAACCCUGUGACACCGUGGGAAUUGCCUAUUUGGGAGGGGUAUGCAGUGCUAAAAGAAAAUGCGUGCUUGCAGAAGACAAUGGGCUGAGCCUGGCAUUCACAAUAGCACAUGAACUUGGUCACAACAUAGGGAUGAGCCAUGAUGACGACCAUCCAGAAUGUUCUGAAAAAUCCCAUAUAAUGUCUGGAGAGUGGGUAAAGGGUAGGAACCCAGGUGAUCUUUCAUGGUCAUCUUGUAGUCAUGAUGAUCUAGCAAACUUCCUAAGGUCAAAGAUCAGUGAAUGCUUAUUACAUAUGGAUCCCAGGAGUCACAAUGCAGUACGUCUUCCUGCCAAGCUGCCAGGCAUGCAUUAUACCGCUGAUGAGCAGUGCCAGAUUCUGUUUGGCACUAAUGCAACUUUCUGUAAAAAUAUGGAGCAUCUGAUGUGUGCUGGAUUGUGGUGUCUUGUGGAAGGGGAUACAUCUUGUAAAACAAAGCUGGACCCUCCCUUGGAUGGUACGGAAUGCGGAGCAGACAAGUGGUGUCGAGCAGGAGAAUGUGUUAGCAAGACUCCCCUCCCGGAACAUGUUGACGGAGACUGGAGCACUUGGACAUCAUGGAGCAUGUGCAGUAGAACUUGUGGAACUGGUGCCAAGUUCAGACAAAGGAAAUGUGACAACCCCCCCCCAGGGUUAGGAGGAAAGAAUUGCCUGGGAGCAAAUGUGGAGCACAAAGUCUGUGAAAAUGUGCCCUGUGCAAAUGGAGUGCCAACAUUCCGAGAUCAGCAGUGCCAGUCACAGGACAGAGGAACCAGCAAGGACACCAAUCUUUGGGCUGGUGCAGUAAGUGAUGAAAAACCUUGUGCACUCUUCUGCUCUCCCGUUGGCAAAGACACUCCAGUUUUAGUGGCUGAGAAGGUACUCGAUGGUACUCCAUGUGGACCUUAUGAGACUGAUUUAUGUGUUAACGGCAAGUGUCAGAAAAUUGGCUGUGACGGAAUCAUUGGCUCGGAGGCAAAAGAAGAUCGUUGUGGUGUGUGCAAUGGAGACGGCAAAUCAUGUAAGAUUGUAAAGGGAGAUUUUAACCACACGAGAGGAACAGUACGCAGUACUCACUGUAAGAGAGUUUCCACUUGUGUGAUGUCAAAGACAAAGAUGGUUCCGAAAUGCUUUUCGUGCUAUAUUGAAGCAGCUGUGAUCCCAGUAGGUGCUCGUCGCAUUAGAGUGGUUGAGGACAAGCCAGCUCACAGCUUUUUGGCUUUAAAGGAUGCUUCAAAAAGAUCCAUCAACAGUGACUGGAAAAUUGAGCUUCCAGGAGAGUUUCAGAUUGCUGGAACUACAGUUCGGUAUGUGCGCAGGGGACUGUGGGAGAAAAUGUCUGCCAAGGGACCAACCAAAACACCACUUCAUUUAAUGGUGCUGCUUUUUCAUGAUCAGAAUUAUGGUAUACAUUAUGAAUACACCAUUCCAGUAAAUUCCUCAGUUGAUAAGACCAAAGUGGGAAAACAAAUGGAGCCGUUGUACAUCUGGACCCACAGUGGCUGGGACACCUGCAGCUUGCAAUGUGGAGGAGGUGAAAGAAAGACCAUUGUUUUGUGUUCUAAGAUUGUGAACAAGACCAUGACCCUGGCAAAUGAUAGCUUUUGUCAUCAGGAGUCACGACCCCUGCCCCAAGUUAGAAAAUGCAACAUCCAUCCUUGUCAGUCACGAUGGGAAACUGGAAGUUGGGGUCCUUGCUCUUCCUCAUGUGGGAAAGGACAGCAGCGUCGUGAAGUGAUUUGUAUUCAUCAGCUACAAAAUGGCACCUAUGUCAACACAAGAGAUACCUACUGUGCUGGUACCAAGCCAACUUCAGUUCAGAACUGUGAAGGUCGUGACUGCAUUUCAGUCUGGGAAGCAUCCGAAUGGUCAAAGUGUUCGACUGACUGUGGCAGAGGCACUCGUCAUCGAGUUGUAACAUGCCGAACAGUACAGGGGAAAUGUGAUGCCACAACGAGGCCAAAAGAUAAAGAAGACUGUGAAAAUUACACCGACUGUUAUGAAUGGAAAACGGGUGAAUGGUCCAAGUGUUCAUCCACAUGUGGAAAAGGCCUGCAGUCACGAGUAGUUCAGUGUAUGCACAAAGUUACCGGUCGUCAUGGUGAUGAGUGUCUUGAUACAGACAAACCACCAGCCUACAGGCAAUGCCAUCAGGAAACCUGCAAUGAAAAAAUCAAUGUCAAUACAAUUACAUCACCAAGACUUGCUGCCCUUACAUACAAGUGCACUGGUGAUCAAUGGACAGUCUACUGCCGAGUGGUACAAGAAAAGGACCUGUGUCAGGACAUGCGAUGGUAUCAACGUUGCUGCCAGACCUGCAGAGACUUUUAUGCCAAGAAAAUGUCACAUAUGAGUUAAUGAUGUCAGCAUUACCACCUAGAGUAUUUCAAAUGUGUGUGCACCAAGUCUGGAACACGUGGACAUGGACACUGGAAUCAGUAACAAGCAUGAUUACGGAGUAAAUUCCAAAGUGCAAGGAACAAGACUUGAAGAAACCGCUGAAAACUUGACUGUUCUGCUGAGAACUCAGCUAUUUCAUUUUUAAAAGAAAUCAUCUCAUGGUGUAUAUUAUAUGGGGUUUCUACAUGCCUGUCACCCUCUUCUGUCUGUUGAUAACAUUGCCAAGUUUAAUCCAUUACUGCUGUAUCUGCUGGUUGGCUAGUGAUUAUAAGACAAAACCAUGGCCUAACCUAUACAUCUCUGAAGGCACUUGUGAACUUCUGUACACACAAUGGAAACAAGAUAUAAAAAGGUAUCUAAUGACUUCUAAGUUCUUUAAGUGCUUGUAGAAAUCCCAUAAAGAAGCAUAUCUGUUAGUGGCAGGUACGAAGUAAAUAUGUGAGCUGGCUUUAAUACUGUCUGAGUUAGGAGCCAUGCACUGAGAAAUAUAGUGCUGUUAAAAUACCCUUAAAUGUAGCAGAGAAGAAAUAUUUUAAGCAAGUCAUUAUUAGAACAUGUACUGAAUCACCCAGGUCCAUUUAUUUUUUAUCUCAGUGGUGCUUUUUAAGUUUUGUGUUUAUACUUAUUAGAGAAAUAUAGUAUUUUCUGAGUCAGAUGUGUGUUAACCACUUGUUCUAGGUUAGAAUGUGUCACAUAUAUAUAUUUUUUUCAUAUAGUUCGAUGCUAGUAUUUAUAGAAACAUCACACUGUUCUGUAGUUUGCCAAAGAAAAAAAAAAACUUUACCAAAUGUUCUUCUUUUCUUCUAAGACAAUAUUUAUAAUGUUUGCAUCUGUCUCAUAUACUAAAGAAAUGCACUAUUUUGGCAGACAAGCACACAGCAUGCGCAGCACAGAACACAAUAUAACAUUAAUAGUCAAUGUCAUCCCACUUACUUGUUAAAUAAUAUGCUUUAUCUGAGGUUUGACUUAUAUUACAUUUUAUAUUGAAAUAACCAGAAUAGCCUCAAUGUUUUACUAAACAUUUAUUUGUCUUAUCGAAGAAAUAAUGCUGCCCUGCAGCUAACUUUUCAGUCAUCACAUUGUAAUUAGCAGUAAUUUUUCAUUUUAUGUGGCUCAGUAUGUUAGCAUCACAACAUGGACGACAUGAAGUUAAGAGCUGUGGCAAUAUAGCAAAACUGCAUAACUUUUUAAGGAAAACAGUGAAGAAGCUUCUGAAUUUAUUAUUUUUUUUUUUUUGGAAUGAUCUCGUGGACCUGAUUUUAUGUUCUUUAAAGCUUAAGUCGUACUGGUAAAGUGCUAAUUACUUUUGCUGAGCCACUGAAAACACUUUUUUCUGUUGAAUUGUACUCUUCCAUAUCAGUGGUUAAUUAGACUUUCUUCUACCUUGUAGGUCUUUGAAUUAACAAUAUUCAUUUUAGGCUUAAUGUAUUAGCUGGAAAAUGUAUUCGGAUGUUUGACACUUCAGAGAAGAAAAAAAGUAAUUUUUGCAAGCUCCAAGUAUCCAGUUAUUUUGAAUUAAUCUGUAAGAGUGACAGGUUAUUGGGGUUACAAGCUAUAAUAAAACAAUUCCCAGUCUUCUGAGUUCACAGCUGGAAAAUGGAUAUUAGUGCAGCAGCACUUAUAUGCCAUUUACUUCCAUGUGUUGUUUUUUUUGUUGUUGAUUGCUUGUACUUAGCAUUUAUAAAUAAGGACAUAAGUAGAAAGUAUCAAAACUGAAAGACUACAGUGUGGUCAAAAAGAAUUAGGAAUAGAUUUUUGACUUAGCAGCAUUCCAUGCAAAAAUGCUUGUUUUCAUUUUAUUUUUAAAUUUGUUUUUACCCUCCACUCACACAUUAACCUCAGAGACUUUGGUAACCCACAUCACUUAUUUACUCUGCUUAUGCUGGCAGUUACCCCAUUUCAUCCUACAAGGUUUCCCUCUUUCUAGUACAGAUGUUGUCUUAGUGACACCCCAGUCUGGAGGGAAUGGUUGGAGGGCUUUUGGAGAUGAAAUACUUAUGAUUUGAUAGGAUGCAUUGGCCUUGCAGGCUGACCUACGCAGAGACUUGGCUUUAACACAGCAUAUAAGCAGGUGUCCUGAUGCCUUAAACAUGUCUAUUUGGAGUACCUACCUGAACUUUAGCUACUUAAUAUCAAACUUAGGCUUAAAGCAACAAAAAUUAGCAGUGUGAGGGAAGCUCAUUCUGGUCACAGGUCUACAAGGCACUUGUAUUUCGACCAUUUCUCCCCACAACAUUUGCCCCAUGCUCUAUUUCCAUUUAUGAAAUGAGUAAGUGAAGUUCUUUAAUCUGACUGGUUCUUCUUUGAACAUUAGUCUGAUGGAUAGGAAAACAAACACCUGACUACAAACCCAUACCAGUUACUGUCAUUUAAUUCACAAAGAUGAUCUUCCACCAAAAACACUGCUGUACUUUUAACAGAUGUUUAAGGCAGGCUGUAAAAUAAAACCGCCUUGAAAAGAAAUGAAAGAAGAAUGUUUUAUUUUAUAUGCUGCCAUAAUAAACAUUCUUUCUCUACUCACAUAAGCUAAAAUUGUGACUAUUUGCAAAUUCUCUUACAAUUUCUUGAAUGGCACUUGAAAGUCUGUCGCCCCUACACUAUCCUAUUAAUCAGAUGAAAGUUCUGCUUGGCAAACUGCUAACUGACCGAGUCUCUAUGCUUUGGAAUGGCCUUUGUAUCCAGUAAGCUGCAUUCUGUCUGUGUAAAAGUAAAGAGAAUGAGGACUUCAUGUAUUCAAUGGCCAACAUAACAUUCUAACAUUCUGUACCUUCAAGAGGAAAUGAAUGAAGUCCCCCCCCC
Molecule: messenger RNA, 6409 nt
Organism: Protopterus annectens (West African lungfish)
Lineage: Eukaryota; Metazoa; Chordata; Ceratodontiformes; Protopteridae
Gene: ADAMTS17
Product: ADAM metallopeptidase with thrombospondin type 1 motif 17
Exons: 24
Coding region: 110-3568 (1152 amino acids)
Biological process (GO): proteolysis; extracellular matrix organization
Cellular component (GO): extracellular matrix
Molecular function (GO): metalloendopeptidase activity
Source: RefSeq, a predicted model, not a curated record